Danaus plexippus (monarch butterfly) is the source of this 2878-nucleotide messenger RNA. Its product is annotated as SUZ domain-containing protein 1. The record is from RefSeq and is a predicted model, not a curated record. The transcript has 3 exons. NCBI's taxonomy places the organism in Eukaryota, Metazoa, Arthropoda, Insecta, Lepidoptera, Nymphalidae. The coding region runs from base 352 to 936 and encodes 194 amino acids.
GACAGGAAGAUUGAUUUUUUGAAGAUUGUAAUUUCAAAAUUUGGAACUAUUGUGUUAAAUUCUGAUAUAAAUGUCUACGUAAAAUAGAUACAAACUCGUCUAUUUGUGUAUUAUUUAUAAACAUGGUUAUCAUAUGAGCUAUAUAAGAAUCAUUCAUCAUCUUACGAUAUUCAUGAUAAAAACUAAUAUGUAUUUAUCUUUUCAUAAAGAAACAAAGAUAAUGACUGAUACUCACUUUAAGCAAUUUAUUAAAUGUCUCUAUUGUUAACUUUUUCUUAAUUGUUAUUGCAGCAAAAAUGUUGCUCUUUUAAAAACAGUAGCAACUUUUAAGUCAGUCAGUCAAAAAGCAAUAUGGCGGCACAAGAUGAAGUUGACGUAUGUGAAAGUUGGGAGGAUAUGGACGAAAUUGGCUUGGACCAGAAGAUCAAGCUGAUGUCCAGUGUCCCGCCAGUGACAGCGUUGAAGAGUUGCAAGGUUACUAACGUAAUAGUAGAGGAUAACGCGUGCAUAGGAUCACAGUGCGUGAUGCCAGAGCCAGCUAUUCGUAUUUUAAAGCGUCCUUCAUCUUUAGCGAACGGACAGCUAAACGGAGAAAAUCGGUCGCGGCCAGUUAAAACAUUAGAACAAAGACAGAAGGAAUACGAGGAAGCCCGGCUAAGAAUACUUGGUGAAGCGAGGAGUCCCGAAGAUGUUAUUGAUGAUAACCUCACACGGCUACAAGAUAAAUUGCAAGCAAACAAUCUUAAUGAUAGUAGUUGUAAAACCAAGAAUUGUCAUAUUGAAAAUAAUACCAAAGGCAAGGAACGAAGGGUGUUAGCAAGACUGCCACCCGGAACAACGAAUGCUGGUGUGUUCCCUUCACCUCCCCCUCCUGGAGUUCUCGUUAUAAGGACACCGAGAGGUCCCGACGGCACCAAAGGCUUUUUAAGAAGGUAGCGUUAUAUCACACCAAUAUUUGCCACCAUAAUCCAUCCACUCAUUUAUAAUGCUAACAUAAUUGUGAUAUAUCAUUCACAAUGUCCUUAUAAUUGACAUAUAUUUGUUGCUAUCAAAUUUUACAGUUAGAACUGGCUAUGCAAUUUAAAUAGCCAUAAACAACUUAUAGUUACAUAUGCCUGUCUAUUUGAGUUUGUUUAUGCAGUAUGCUAAUAACUGGAUAUAAAAUAAAUAAAUACAGUUUAAAAAUAAUGAGUUGGUUUGAUCAUUGAAAUUGUGAAUUAAAUAUAGCGCUCAUUUUUGGGAACAAACUUUAUCUAAUUGUAACUUAACUUAGAUAGUUAUCUGAACUGAACAGUACUGAUCAACUGAGUUAGAUCAACCGAGAUUGGUGCAUAAUAUAGUGCGAGAGCUGUUUCGAGCAAUGUAAAUACAUGUAUGCCUUAAGGACAUAGUAUUUUAGACUAUGUCAAUACGCCAAACGGCACUGUGCUAUGACUUUGGUCAUGUUUCUUUGAUAGGUUUUCAUUUUAGAGUACGCUAGUGUAAGACAAAUGUAUAUAUUUUAAUUAGAUUAUUGUUUGUGACAAUGCAACGAAUUGUUGAGUACUGUUUGGUACGAUCAGCUCUUAAACCAGUCCCAUCAGCAGACGUAUUUGGUUGUUUUGUCACAAAUAGUACUUAAAUGGUGCAUUAUAUUCAAAAGCUGAAUUGAGUAAUUCUAAUCACAUUCUAAAAGUUCACAUUGACUCUAUAAUAAAAGUUACUGAAGUAACAUUUAAAAAUGACAUAAUUUUGCUGUUAGUGAUGUAUUAGAAUGAUGUUUUUAAACUUUUCCUCACAAUUAUCUCUGUGGAUUAAUAGUUUGAUAAAAUCUGUGAACAUUCUCAAAUUUAAUUGCACUGUCAACAAUUAUAAUGUGAAUUUUAACUAAAUAAUGUUUUGUGAGACGACAAAUUGUUGUUGAGAUUUAAAACAUCUCAGAGCAAGAUUGUGUGAGUUUAGUAAAUGUUUAAAGGGUGUUACUAAAUUUAAAAGAGCUUAAUGUGUUUUUAUAACUGACUAGCAGAUAUAUUUUUUACAUUUGUAGUGACAUUAAACUUAAGUACAUUUGUGUAUUUAACUGAAUCAUUUAGUGUAUAAUGAUUAUGGCGAAAGUAUGAUAGCAUACAGAAUUUGAUAAGUGUUGCAAGUAUAUAUAUUGUAAAAUAAAAUUUGAUUUCCUUCCAUAUGUUCUAAAUUUAUAUGUUUUGUAACAAAAUUUCUUAAUUAAGAUUCUAAGCACAACACUAAUGGAGGUAUUUGUAAGAAAAUGAAAUGUUAUGCGGUUUGUAAAUCAAACUGCUUGGUUAUCGUAAUCAGAAUAAGUUUGUGCCUUGGUCUUAAACCGUUUUGGAAUUUAUAAUUAAAAAAGUAAUAAAAUAUUGCUUUGAAUGUAAAAAAAUACAUAUUGUAAUUGAUUCUUCUGAUGGAGUUAUGAUAUCUUAUUCUGUAUUCUAUAAUAAAUUGUAAUUUUAUGAUAUUAUAGCUGUAAUUUCAAUAAAUCUUGUAAAUAUACAUAUAUUUUUUUGUAACAUAAUGUUUUGUUUUUUGUAAUUAUGGUCAAUUCGUGCCAAUCGAUGUAUUUAUUGCUUGUGUUAGUUUUAUUCAUAAUUUUUUUUUUAAACAACGUGUUGUAUUGACGCCGAGUCCAAGACUGAUGUUGAAUAAACAAAAUGUUUUUGACCAAAAUUAUUGCUUGAUGGACAUCGGAGCGCAUAUAAGAGUAAUGGUAGUUAACAAAAUUUGGGGUAAAAAGUUACUUUUUUAUAUACGGUACGUGUAAUUUGGUCCUAUCUGUGUGAUACGCCGAAUCGGAUUUCAUCAUUUUAAGUUGUAGGUAUAUUAUUUGUCUAUGGUUUUGUAUUUUAACCUAAGUUGAUUAUUAAAAUGUUGAAAAGCA